This is a messenger RNA of Epinephelus moara (kelp grouper), 1800 nucleotides long. RefSeq names its product homeobox protein Hox-B3-like. Gene Ontology annotation, molecular function: RNA polymerase II cis-regulatory region sequence-specific DNA binding; DNA-binding transcription factor activity, RNA polymerase II-specific. Gene Ontology annotation, biological process: regulation of transcription by RNA polymerase II. NCBI's taxonomy places the organism in Eukaryota, Metazoa, Chordata, Actinopteri, Perciformes, Serranidae. Bases 966 to 1799 code for a protein of 277 amino acids. The transcript is spliced from 4 exons. The record is from RefSeq and is a predicted model, not a curated record. Gene Ontology annotation, cellular component: nucleus.
AACAGAACCAAGUGCACAUCUCAACCUCACUAAAUACUCCCACAUUCCCACAUCUUUACACUUCCCCUUUUUGUCCUGCAUCAAAUUCACACAUCUCAGGCCUUGGAGAAAAUAAAGAUGGCGAUGAGAAAGCAUGUCUAAAGCACAAAAACGGCUGCUGUUUAUGAAAAUUUACAACUUUGCCAUGGAAGUUUACGACUCGCCGGGCUCCGGGAUUGGUCGCUGGCGGUCAUGUGGACAGCAGGAAUGGGAACUUAUUUCCCAUGAGGUUAUAUUGCAGCUGCUGUUUUCCACCGCUCAUUCACUUAACACUAGUAACACAACCUUUUUCUUGGCUCUUUGUUUAUGCAAUACGCGGUGUUGUUGUGAGGCGCCGUGAACGUGCGUCAUUUUCACCAAAAAAAUGGGCGAUGGAGCCUCCGCGCGACGGCGUGCGCCAUGUUAAUGUGGCUGUACUUGUGUAGCUAUAUGUUCGUGAAAAUGAGGGAUCAUCACACUCCUGGAUGGUGGGAUUACUUUCAUGAAAUCACUUGAGCAAAAGUGGGACAUUUUGGGGGAGAAACAGACUUGAGAGGAAGGCGAGAGGAGUCUUCUGCGGAGUGGCACCCACACAGGAAAUGAUGGAUUAUCAACAAAGCUGCAGAUCGUUGGAGAAUAUGACAUCUGUGAAAGUUGCAGGACAGGCCCUUGAAUGUGGGGCAUUGUUCGGCACAUCAUUUAUCUUCUUUUCACCGCACUCCACUUGUGCCUGUAUGGUCGAGGAGGAGUUUUAGCUUUCAAGGGAAAUGUGAGGAGCAUCGCAACAAACAGACUUCAGGCGGACUGGACGGAGAAUCUGUGGCUGGAGAAGAUGAGACCUACAGAGAGAAAAGCCAGAAGCUGCAGGGCUCUCUGGAAACCUGCCAUGUGACAUUUGGCUGCCAGCGCUCCGUCAGAAGGUCAAAGGGGGCCCCGGUGCACAUUUAAUGGAAAUGCAGAGAACCAGUGCGACACAAAACAUCCAGCAUCACGACUUCUUCUUCGGCGAGUCUCUGGAGGAUGUCAGCGGGUUCGGGUGCGCAGCCGCACACCAGCAGUUGGCGCAAGUGGAGACGUUUGAUCGCCGGAGGUCAAAGCAGCAACAGAACCCCAAGUUCCCUUUGAGCAAAAAGAUUUUCCCCUGGAUGAAAGAGUCCAGACCCUCGAAUCAGAAACACGGCAGGAGGAUCGCAGACUGCACCGUCAACGAGAAGUGUCCGAGCGCGACCCCGGCCUCCAAGAGGACGCGCACCGCGUACACGAGCGCGCAACUGGUGGAGCUGGAGAAGGAGUUCCACUUCAGCCGCUACCUGUGCAGGCCGCGGCGGGUGGAGAUGGCCAGCCUGCUCAACCUCCACGAGAGGCAGAUCAAGAUCUGGUUCCAGAACCGGCGGAUGAAGCAGAAGAAGGACGAGAGAGUGCAGGGCCUCACUGCUACCAACACCACCACCACCACCUCCUCCUCCUCACCCCCGUCCUCCCCCUCCGCCCCGGGCAGCCCCACUCUAUCGAGCCUGGGUUAUGUCCAUCUGGGCGGGGAUUACCAGCCGGCCUCUCCUCCGCUCAAGUCUCAACAACACCAGUCCCAGCCGGCGUACCCGGCAGAAUACUCCAAAUAUGCAGCUCCAAGCUUUACGCACGGCCCUCAGUUCAAUGCGCAGUACGACACGCACACCACCUCGCGCACAACAGACCCAAAUGUGGAUCUUAACGGGUCAUAUUUCCCGCAGAGCUGCACUCAGGACAGAAUCAUGCAAGCUCCGAAACUGACUCAUCUGUAGC